GAAAAAACCCUGCAUCUCCAAUGCAUCAAAACCAGAAUUCAACAUGUUUCCAGCAGAACAAGACCUGAAUCCAAACAGAAGUUUGGUGUUUCAUAUGGAGGGAGCGUUGUUGAGAUCAUGUUCUGGCUUUCCUUACUUCAUGCUAGUAGCCUUUGAAGCUGGAGGAUCCUUGAGAGCUUUCGUACUUCUCCUUCUUUACCCUCUUUUGUGUUUGGUCGGGAGGAAAAUUGGGAUGAAGAUCAUGGUUUUUGUUUCCUUCGUGGGAUUGAAAGAGGAGACUUUCAGAAUCGGAAGCACUGUUUUGCCAAAGGUCUUCCUAGAAGAUAUUGGAAAUGAAGGGUUUGAUAUGGUGAUGAAGUACAGUGGAAGAAAGAUAGGAGUGAGUGAAAUGCCUAGACUAAUGGUGGAGAGGUUUCUGAGAGAUUACUUGAGAGUUGAAGGCGUAGUGGGGAAGGAAUUGAAGGUGAUUUCAGGGCAUUUUACAGGUUUAAUGGAGGAAAAGAACACAGGCUUAGGCGGCGUUUUCAGCUCAUCAGAUAUUGGCCUUUGUUGCUUCGAGAAUCAGAAACUCUUUUCUCAGUGUGAGGUUUGUCAAUCUAGCCUUGAGAACAGUCACUUUCUCUUACUUUCUUUCCCUUUCCCCUGCUAUGAUCAUGUUUUGUUUGCAUGCAUUCAGGAGGUUCACUUAGUAAAUGAAGGUGAAAAAAGGUAUUGGGAGGCUCUUCCAAGGGAGAAACAUCCAAGGGAAUUGAUUUUCCAUGAUGGGAGAUUGGCAUUUAGGCCAACCCCUAUUGCAACCUUAUUCAUGUUCAUGUGGAUCCCAUUGGGGCUCUUUCUUUUGGUCAUUCGUACAUUAGCUGUUUUACUCUUACCAUAUAAACUUUCUGUCUCAAUCCUAUGCUUCACUGGAAUUACAGGCACCACCAGCGGGCUAAACCUGUUGGACACAAGGGGAAAACAAGGGGGCACACUCUUUGUUUCUGGUUUCACCAAUCAAGACUGUCCGGUUAACGCGAAAUCGGGAAAAGGACUCAGAGCUAGUGGAACAGGAACUGAGGCGGGGUGACCUUGUAAUAUGUCCUGAAGGAACUACCUGUAGAGAGCCAUAUUUGCUAAGGUUCAG
Rubroshorea leprosula is the source of this 1123-nucleotide messenger RNA. Lineage: Eukaryota; Viridiplantae; Streptophyta; Magnoliopsida; Malvales; Dipterocarpaceae. The record is from the annotation of a GenBank genome assembly.